Molecule: messenger RNA, 270 nt
Organism: Pieris macdunnoughi
Lineage: Eukaryota; Metazoa; Arthropoda; Insecta; Lepidoptera; Pieridae
Source: the annotation of a GenBank genome assembly
AUGUGUGACAGAAAGGCAGUGAUCAAGAAUGCUGAUAUGGGUGAGGAGAUGCAGCAGGAUGCUGUUGACUGUGCAACACAGGCACUCGAAAAAUUUAAUAUUGAAAAGGACAUUGCUGCAUUUAUCAAGAAAGAGUUUGACAAGAAAUACAACCCCACAUGGCAUUGCAUUGUCGGACGUAACUUCGGUUCUUACGUAACGCAUGAGACUCGUCAUUUCAUUUACUUCUACCUUGGCCAAGUAGCGAUACUGCUUUUCAAGAGCGGUUAA